Molecule: messenger RNA, 2827 nt
Organism: Trifolium pratense (red clover)
Lineage: Eukaryota; Viridiplantae; Streptophyta; Magnoliopsida; Fabales; Fabaceae
Product: probable receptor-like serine/threonine-protein kinase At5g57670
Exons: 10
Coding region: 152-2236 (694 amino acids)
Biological process (GO): protein phosphorylation
Molecular function (GO): protein kinase activity; ATP binding
Source: RefSeq, a predicted model, not a curated record
ACAUUCCUCCAAUACAGUUUGCUUUUACAGUCACCAUGAUUCGUUCUCUCUCUCCUUCUCUUUCUCUAUCUCGCUAUUCCCAAGAUAAAAGCAACAACACGAACAACAAGAGAGAGAAACACGAAAACAAAAACAAACUCUGAUUCUCCCAAUGAAGUUAAUCGGCGACGGAGGCACUGGCCGGAAAGUUCUAGUCGGAGUUAAAUUAGAUCCCCGCAGCCGUGAAUUACUCACGUGGGCACUCGUUAAGGUCGCCGAACCCGGCGACCUUGUUAUCGCGCUUCACGUUCUCGAUACAGUCACUGAGGGAACAUCGUCGUUGCUAUCUCUGGUGAAAACUUUUGAUUCAGUUCUCGCCGUAUACGAAGGCUUCUGCAAUUUAAAGCAGGUUGAUCUUAGGUUGAAAGUGUGUAGAGGUGAUUCGGUUAGGAAGCUUCUAGUACAAGAGGCGAAAGCGUUUGGAGUUUCAACGGUGAUUUUAGGAACUUCCAAAUCUCAUCAUACAAUUCGUUCGUCGUCGUGGGUUGCUAAGUAUUGUGCGAAGAAAUUGCAUAAAUGUGUUUCUGUUUUUGCUGUUGAUAAUGGCAAAAUUGCUUUCCAAAGAGAAGCUAGUGGUCAAGAAAAAUUACCUGAAGGACCACAUUUAUCAUCGAAAUCGUUGGUGAUUUUUACUAAUAAAAGUGUGAAGAAUUGUGGAAGUUGUGCUCUACGAGAGAUAUCUGAAACUGAAGUUGAUCAAGGGGAGUUACUUGAUCAUGAUUGUGAAAAGGAAAACUCACUUGCUUUGGUACCGUUUCAAAAACUUGAUGAUCAUGAUUCCGUGGUGGGUAAUUCCAAACAGUCAAAACCUGGUUGGUCGCUUAUUCGCCAUGUAUUUCAGCACAAAAAGCAUACUCCCAAGUCUUCGCCGAAAAGUACAUUUGUUUUUCAACGGGCAUUACGACAUUCCAGUACUAGUACUCAAUCUUCAGCUGUAGUAUAUCCAGAUCAUAAACAGAUUAAUAUUGAUAAAGUUGAUGAUUCUCCCCUGGAUGGGGAGAGUGGUGCCAUUGUGCCAUUUGGAUCUGCCAUUACCUUGCCUCCUCCCACCCUUUGUAGUGACACCGGUAACCUUCCUGAAGAAUUGUUGGUCUUACGAGAGAAGUAUUCGUCUUCUUGUAGAUUGUAUAGUUUGCAGGAACUUGUAGCCGCAACUGUAAACUUCUCAUCCAAAAAUUUGGUUGGCAAAGGUGGUAGUAGUGAUGUUUACAGAGGAUGUCUUCCUGAUGGCAAGGAAUUGGCUGUGAAAAUUUUGAAGCCGUCAGAAAAUGUCCUAAAAGAGUUUGCUCAGGAAGUUGAGAUUGUUACAACUUUGCAUCACAAGAACAUAAUAUCUCUAUCUGGUUUUUGUUUAGAGGGAAACCAUUUAUUACUGGUCUAUGAUUUUUUAUCAAGGGGAAGCCUAGAAGAAAACCUUCACGGUAAUAAAAAAGACUAUAAUUCAUUUGGAUGGCAAGAGAGGUACCGGGUGGCCGUGGGUGUAGCCGAGGCCUUGGAUUAUCUGCAUAACGGCUGUGCACGAGCUGUAAUCCAUAGAGAUGUCAAAUCUUCUAAUAUCCUUCUUUCAGACGAUUUUGAGGCUCAGCUCUCAGAUUUUGGACUGGCUAGUUGGGUUUCUUCUUCCCAUAUUAUUUGUACUGAUGUGGCUGGAACUUUUGGGUACCUAGCUCCUGAGUAUUUUAUGCACGGUAGAGUAACCGACAAAAUUGAUGUUUAUGCUUUUGGUGUUGUACUCCUUGAGCUUCUAUCCAAUAGGAAGCCCAUUAACAAUGAAUGUCCAAAGGGCCAGGAGAGCCUUGUUAUGUGGGCUACAUCAAUCUUGAAAAGUGGGAAGAUUUCCCAGUUGCUUGACCCAAGCCUUGGCAGUGAAUACAACGAUUGCGAGAUCAAGAGAAUGGUUUUGGCUGCUACUCUAUGUAUUAGACGAGUUCCUAGACUGCGACCUCAAAUCAGCCUUAUACUGAAACUUCUUAAUGGCGACGAAGAAGUAACACGAUGGGCAGAACAAGAAGUUUGUGCACCAGAGACGCAUGAUGGAUUUGAUGAAGAACCAGUUCCAACAAAUAUCCAGUCCCAUCUUAACCUUGCGUUGCAGGACUUGGAUGAUGAUGCAGUUUCUAUCAGUAGCACUGAGCAGAGUGUUUCAUUGGAGGACUAUUUGCAAGGAAGAUGGAGUCGCUCUUCAAGUUUUGACUAACUACUUCACCACGGUAUUGUUUGGGAAUCAAAUGUUUGUUUUGUUUAUAGUAUUUUGUUUUCUUAAGUUAAGAUUUCUGGAAUUCUGCGGCAGCGUGGAUUGGGUCUUGGAAGAGAGGUCCAAAAAUUAUCCCCCUCCUUGACUUUGUAGCUACGUUUCAGUUCGUGUUUUACAGAAAGAUGUUAACAGAAGCCGUUGGCCUUUCUGAAGUAAAUUCUAGCGGGCUAGGUGGCUAACAUGUAGAUUUGGAUUAAAAAAAUGAAGAGUAUAUAUAUAUAUUGUGCCACGAAAGAACAUUCUCUUGCUUCUAAGUUAAAUGGUGUUGCAUCCAAAAUCCACUUGGACCAUUGUUGAGUCCUUUUUUAGCUGUAACCAAUUUGUUCUUCUUAUGGUUGAAACACGACUAGCUCUUUGUCAUUUUUAACUGUAACCAUUUGCCUUCUUUUCAUGUGAAUUGUGUGAUUGAAACUAAAACCAUAAAGUUUAAGUUAAGGUAAGGUAACUUUCAUUGGGUUUAGAUUCUAUUAUUAUAAAGCACGAAAUUGUAAAUAGCAUUUGAAGAAUGAGUCCCAUACUCCCAUGUUUAUUAUG